CACAGCCUCUUCCGUCCCGCCGGUGGAAAGACGUUCCUGGAAAACCACCAUCAAAAGCUGAACAAAACAACCGUCGAUCCAACGGCAAACCAAAAAGAAGAAAAAGGGUACUGUUUUGGCUUUAGCCCAGCAGGCAGCCAUGGCUGCAGCUGCUUCCCAAAACGCACGAAACAAAACCAGAAACACCAACACCAAUAAGAAGGCGACCAAUGAAACAAAAGGGAAGACGAAGAAAAAGAAGCAGAGCGCGACACCCACACGGGGCUCGGCUCGGACUCGGAGGGAGUCGAGGAGUAAUAAUGCCGCCGGCAAGCGCAGAAGGAAAUCGCCCGGAAUCCGAGUCAUCCGUGGAAGAAUCCACGAUUCCCACAAUGGAAACACCUGUCACCAGGAGCUUGCAGUAGCUUCAACUAGAGGAUGCAAAAGAGGAAGAAGCUGUUUGGAUAUAAAAAGUGAUUCAGAAUUAGAAUCCAAGACUUUGAAAUUGAAUGAACAAGAGAAAGAAAUUCCGAAUGGGAAGCUAAAAAGAACAAGAAGUGUUGGUUUAAAUGAUAAUGUAACAGACGGCAACAAGGGUGAUACUGCGUUCAAAAAGAAAACAUGUCUGAAGAGAUGCCAGAUUACCAAGGAAAUUCCUGCUGGAGAAGAAAAGGCAUGUGGAAGGGGUGAUGCCAUCCAAUCAAAAAAAGGAAGGUCUAAUAAGCAGGGUCUGAGGAAAACCCAUACAAGGCCAUAUAAAAUAGAAGACAACAAGACAAGAAAAUCCAAUGAGGAUGAAGCCAUACGUAAGCAAGUCACUGGAUUUCACAAGCGUCAGAAGACUGCAGAAGUUCGAACAAAUGGUUCUGAUGCUGAUAUCUCACUGCCUCAAGGCAUUGAAUUAACAAAUGUUGCUGACUUUGACCUGCCUGCGGAGGAUGUUGGCCAUGCCUUGCAACUAAUAGAAUUUUGUGAAGCUUUUGGAAAGGUUCUUGAUCUAAAGAAAGGACAGCCUGGAUAUUUACUUCAAGAAUUAGUGUGUGGACGAAGUUCCCAUGGGAUCCUCCAGUCACCAAUUGUUGGGUUGCAUAUCAAGUUGCUUUCUAUGAUACAAAAUGAUUCAGGAAAAGAGUAUGUUUCUGUCAAUUUGAGAAAUUUUACAGGCUUGGUCAUUCCAAAAACAAUUUCUCUGCAGGAUCGAUCGAAAGAACUGUCGUCGGAUUGCAGUAAUUUUGCGACUGAUGAAUAUGGAGACUUAAGCCCCUCAAUGAAGCUCAGACUUUUGAAUUUUCUAUGUGAUGAAGCUCUUGGCACAGCAGAGUUGAGGAGAUGGAUUAAUGAACAAAACUCAGAAUUUGCUGAAGAAAAGAGAAAAUCAAAGGAAAUUUUUCUUGCUGAAAGAAAGAAGGAGAGGAACAUGAAAAUGAAGCUGCAGGAUGAGAUGGCUAGAGCUAUUGUCGUGAAAAAUGGUCCUCCUCUUUCUAUUUCUGAACACCAGGACCUUGUUUUGAAGAUUAAGGCAGAAGUUUCUCAAACGCUUGUGGAGAAUUUUGAAGCAAAAUACCUAGAGAUCAAAAAGAAACAGAGAUCGCAUGCAGUUAGGUUAGAGCCUCUACUUUUUGAUGGAAAUGGUCGCAAAUUCUGGAAUUUGAGAAGCCACUCUAGUGAGAGAGACGUUCUGCUUCAAGAUGGUUUAGCUAUAAUGUUGAGGAAAGGGAAGUUGUCAAAAAAUAUGUUUCAAGGCAGCUUGGAAGAUGAGAAAGAGAAGUCUUCAAUAUCUUCUCAACCAUUUACACCACUGUACUGUUCUGUACUGUAUACUCUGUUUUGGCGUAGCUUCUUGUCACUGUACUUCUGUUCUGUACUGUAUACUCUGUUUUGGCAAGGCUUUUUGUGCGUGUUAUUUGGCUGGGGAUGUUGAAGAGCAUUAUAGCUGUGGUCCAUGUAAUGCUCCAUGUUCAAUUAUGCUUCCCAGCUUAUAAAUUUCAUGGCUUGUCAUCUAACAGCAUUUCAGCACAGACGUUAGCGCAGGGAUUUCAAGUGAUAUGUCAUUUGAAAUUUGUAGCUUUAAAUGUUUGCAUUAUGAGAUUUAUCUAUUUCUUGGGUCCAAAUUCCAGGUGGCUUUGGACAAAUGUGGAUGCUAAUGUAUAGAAACAAUGGAUUUGAAAUUUCAAACUCCAAGUGAGAAAUGAAAGGGUCAAAUGACCCGAGGCAAAUGCAACUGAAAGAACAUCUUGUUUAAGACCAAAACCAAAGCAUCAAAUUCUCUGAAGGGUUGAAGGCUGGUAGAAGCAGGGGGCAUCAUGGCCUAGAAUGUCCUAAAUCAGAAUAUCCCUCACCAGCUACAAAA
Diospyros lotus (date-plum) is the source of this 2329-nucleotide messenger RNA. RefSeq lists its product as uncharacterized. Gene Ontology annotation, cellular component: nucleus. The record is from RefSeq and is a predicted model, not a curated record. Lineage: Eukaryota; Viridiplantae; Streptophyta; Magnoliopsida; Ericales; Ebenaceae. The coding region runs from base 140 to 1900 and encodes 586 amino acids. The transcript is spliced from 9 exons. Gene Ontology annotation, biological process: regulation of DNA-templated transcription.